Molecule: messenger RNA, 2622 nt
Organism: Penicillium daleae
Lineage: Eukaryota; Fungi; Ascomycota; Eurotiomycetes; Eurotiales; Aspergillaceae
Product: MCM DNA helicase complex subunit MCM3
Exons: 8
Coding region: 1-2622 (873 amino acids)
Biological process (GO): double-strand break repair via break-induced replication; DNA replication; mitotic DNA replication initiation
Cellular component (GO): MCM complex; nucleus
Molecular function (GO): ATP binding; ATP hydrolysis activity; single-stranded DNA binding
Source: RefSeq, a predicted model, not a curated record
AUGGACGGAAUUCAAUUGCGAGAUGAGGCCGCGCAGGAUCGCGUGCGCGCUGCCAUUGAAUUCCUUGACCCUAGUGAUGAACGGGCACGCAGUUAUCGAGUCGAUAUCGUGGUGAUGCUGAAUCGGGGACUGCGACGUUUGACUGUCAGCCUGGACGAAAUUCGAGCACACAACCGCGAGCUCUCCGAUGGGCUUUGCAUGUCACCUUUCGAUUACUCCCAAGCCUUUGACCACGCCCUGAAGGAGGUGGUAAAGCGGUUGCCCAACCGCCCCGAGAAGGAGAAGCUGGAUGAAGUGAACUACUAUUGCGCCUAUAUUGGCGCUUUCGGAGAUUUUUCUUGCAACCCCCGCACACUCGGUUCUUCGCACUUGAACCGCAUGGUUUCUCUUGAGGGAAUCGUGACAAAGUGCUCUCUCGUCCGGCCAAAGGUGAUUCAGAGUGUUCAUUACAGCGAGAAGAAGGAUCGCUUUUUGUCGAGGAAGUACCGUGAUCAGACUAUGACUGCUAGCGGUGCUACGAGCUUGAAUGUUUACCCCCAAGAAGAUGAAGACAAGAACCCCCUUAUUACCGAAUACGGCUACUCCACGUACAUGGACCACCAGUCGAUUUCGAUCCAAGAAAUGCCUGAGCGAGCCCCAGCCGGUCAGCUGCCUCGCAGCGUCGAUGUUAUCCUCGAUGACGAUCUUGUCGACAAGGCCAAGCCAGGAGACAGAAUCCAGCUGGUCGGUAUCUAUCGCACCCUUGGAAACCGAAACGCAAGCUCCGGAUCGUCUACCUUCCGCACCGUUGUCAUGGCGAACAACAUCAUUCCACUCUCCUCCAAGGGCGGAUCCGGCAUCGCGCAGGCUACCAUCACGGAUACCGACAUCCGAAACAUUAACAAGAUUGCCAAGAAGAAGAACGUCUUCGAGCUGCUCUCUCAAUCUCUCGCUCCUAGUAUUCACGGACACGACUACAUCAAGAAGGCCAUCCUGCUGAUGCUGCUUGGUGGUAUGGAGAAGAACCUUGAUAACGGUACUCAUCUUCGUGGUGAUAUCAACAUCCUCAUGGUCGGUGAUCCUUCUACAGCCAAGUCUCAACUGCUUCGAUUUGUUCUGAACACGGCGCCCUUGGCUAUCGCUACUACCGGUCGUGGUUCUUCUGGCGUUGGUUUGACUGCCGCCGUCACUUCCGACAAGGAGACUGGCGAGCGUCGAUUGGAGGCCGGUGCCAUGGUCCUUGCUGAUCGUGGCGUGGUCUGUAUUGAUGAGUUCGACAAGAUGAGUGACAUUGACCGUGUUGCUAUCCACGAAGUCAUGGAACAGCAGACUGUCACCAUUGCCAAAGCAGGUAUUCACACUAGCUUGAACGCCCGCUGCAGUGUAUUGGCUGCUGCCAAUCCCAUCUACGGCCAAUACGACCCGCACAAAGAUCCUCACAAGAACAUCGCGCUUCCUGAUUCCCUUUUGUCCCGUUUCGAUUUGCUCUUCGUCGUCACCGACGAUAUUGAAGAUGCCAAGGACCGCACAAUCUCUGAGCAUGUUCUGCGCAUGCACCGCUACCGUCAACCGGGCACUGAGGAGGGUGCUCCCGUUCGCGAACAGCUUAACCAGACCUUGGGUGUUGGCAUUGAAGACCGUGCAGAUGCCAACCAGCCCACCGAGGUGUUCGAGAAGUUCAACGUCAUGCUCCAUGGUGGCAUGGUCAACACCGGCCGCAACCGUGGAAAGAACGUGGAGAUAAUCAGCAUUCCUUUCAUCAAGAAGUACAUUCAGUACGCCAAAUCCCGUGUCAAGCCUGUCUUGACCAAGGGCGCCGCCGAUCACAUUAUCGCAGCAUACUCCGCUCUUCGUAACGAUGACCUUGCCAGUACUCAGCGCCGUACCUCUCCCAUCACACCCCGUACCCUGGAGACACUGAUCCGUCUUUCUACUGCACAUGCCAAGGCCCGCCUCUCCAGCCGCGUCGAAGAGAAGGAUGCCAAGCAUGCAGAGGCCAUUCUGCGCUUUGCUAUGUUCAAGGAGAUUCUGGAGGAUGUGCGCCGCAAGCGCCGCAAGGUCACCUCCUUUGAGGAGUCGGACGAUGAGAGCGAGCCAGAGCUCGAUGAUGACGACGAUGAUGAUGCUCCCUUCCGAGGAACAUCAGCCGCAACCUCUGGACGCGGAGCCACGACAAGGACUCGUGCAGCUGCCAGCACAGCAGCUCCCGAUGAUGACCCGGAUAGUCUCUACACUUCUAGCCCACGGGCCCAGCGUCUCCGGUCCAGCCAGACCACCCGCACCCAGACUCAUACAGAGUCCCAGAUGUCGGUGGCUUCCUCACAUCCUGCAUCACAGCUGGUCCAGACUCAGACAGACGACUCACAGUCUACUUCUGUGUCGGCGCAACCGAUUACACCUGCCCGUAUGGCUGUCUUCCGCCAGACCUUGGGUCCUCUCAUGGGCACCAAGGUAUUCGCUGACGGUGAUAUGAUUCAUGUGGACGAGCUGAUCGAGGCUGUCAACACUGCUGUGCGUGCGUCACCGCAGCACGGCGCUGCGCACGUCUUCUCGCGGCCUGAGGCUAUCCAGGCUCUCAGUAAGAUGAACGAGGAGAACCUGUUGAUGUUCCUCGAGGACGACGAGAACGUCUACCGUAUCUAA